ACGUUCGUCUUCCGCGACGAGGACCACACGCUCGGCAACGCCCUGCGCCACGUGCUCAUGCGGCAGCGCGACACGGACUUCGCGGGCUACUCGGUGCCUCACCCGAGCGAGCCGCUCAUGAACGUGCGGCUGCAGACGACGGGCCGCCCGGCGCUCGCGGUCAUGGACGACGGCCUCGCGCAGCUCUCGUCCAUCUGCGACUCGCUGACGGGCCAGCUCGAG
This is a messenger RNA of Aureococcus anophagefferens, 222 nucleotides long. RefSeq lists its product as hypothetical. Gene Ontology annotation, molecular function: DNA-directed RNA polymerase activity; protein dimerization activity. Gene Ontology annotation, biological process: DNA-templated transcription. The record is from RefSeq and is a predicted model, not a curated record. The transcript has 2 exons. Gene Ontology annotation, cellular component: RNA polymerase III complex; RNA polymerase I complex. Lineage: Eukaryota; Pelagophyceae; Pelagomonadales; Pelagomonadaceae. The annotation marks the transcript as partial.